CGACCGUGCAAAGCGCAAAACUUUGGACUUAGUCCGCAGCGACUCGUUAGUCCAGUUGUGAGCACGGUGCCGUGACAAGUGAACUUCUGUCAGGCGGGGUUUCAGUGAGAGGGUUUGCGAUACAAAACUUCACCAUUGUGAACAGGAAGACGUGGCCCACAAUCGUUACGAUGCCCUUAUUUGUGUUUGGUGUUCCGAAAUCUACAGCAAGUGAGAAGCGCGUGUAUUGCCGUUACGAAAAUUCAGUUGUAAUUGCGUGAAAACUCGUUGCCUAUUAAAAACAACUUCAACCGAGAGCAACCACACCGUGCAGUUCCCAUUGUGCCGCAGAAGAAUGUGUGACGCAGUGUGCCGUGUGCUGUGAACAGUGUGCUGCAUGCGUUGAUGCAGGAAGUAAGCGGAUUAAACUCAUAACCCCACAACAGCACACGAAUCUGCGGAAAACUGUAGGUCUCCCCCCCCCCCCCCUGAACCUUUCUUGACCGUGGGUAAGGUUUUCUGCAUGCGGUCUGAACGAUGCCUGGAGUGGUGUUUCUUGUUUGUGUUCCGACGGCAAAUUAUGAAAGGACGUUAAUUAACGGCAUAAAUUAUGCUCCGAAUAAUGAACAGCUGCCACCACCGGUACCGUCCCAUCAGCCCCUGCGUAAUCUUAAUAUAAAUCUCCCGGAAAACGUGCCCCACGGUCCGAGAGGGCACCGCCCAGCCGGAGACAAUGCAGCCGGAAAUGCAGUCCUUCGGCUUGAGGUUGAGCUGCGUGACAAACACGCAGUCCAGGGCCGUCGUACGGCAAACAAAGCGAAACCACCGAAACCACCGUACGGUGUGGCGAACGCGAUAAAAGGACCACCGAACGAUGGUGGAUCAGCUGUCGCACCGCUGGAAAAGGUGUUGGACGAGUUACUUAAGAAGCUAGAGGUCGAACGCGUUAUAUGGCACCCGGACAAGGCGGGGCAGUAUUAUCAGGUGGUGUUCCCGUUGGCAGCUGGCGAUCCUUGCGAGACAACACUUCACUGCCUAACGGAGCUAGGAAUCGGUGUGAAGUACAACUCCAGCGUCAGCGUUCUUCCAGCUAGCGUCAGCUACGACGGCUCCAAUGACACCAGUAACGAAGAUGAAUAUGGGGACGAAUGUGAGGAAAACUCCAAAUGGAACAACUUCGUCGACUCGAUCCGGUCGAAGCUCACCGUCAAGCAGGUGGUCGACGGUGUGCGGGCCGGCGGUUCACUAUCGUUCGACUACUUGCUACUCAUCGUCACGGCCGACUCACUGGCGGCCCUGGGACUGGUGGAAAAUAAUGCACCAAACAUUGUGGCCGCGAUGCUGGUUUCCCCACUGAUGGGUCCGGUAAUGUCGAUUACCUUCGGAACGAUCAUAGCCGACCGCGAGCUGGUGAAGGUUGGCUUUACAGCGCUUGCCCUCGGUAUGUUCAUCUCGAUACUGUUUGGAUUCAUUUUUGGGCUCAUCCUCGGCACCACCGACAUGCCGUGGGGAUUCGGCGAUUUCCCAACGGAGGAAAUGAAGGGCCGUGGCAACGCGCGCUCGCUCUGGAUGGGUAUACUCUGGGCGCUAACAUCCGGCAGCGGUGUAGCAGUGGCACUACUCCAGGGCUCGGCCGGUCCAUUGAUAGGUGUUGCAAUUUCCGCUUCGCUGCUGCCACCGGUCGUGAACUGUGGUCUUUUCUGGGCACUGGCCUGCAUUUGGUUGAUCUACAAGGAGGAAGAUAUCAAGAUGCCGCACCUGAAGGGCGAACCGUACAGCGGUAACUCUAGCUACGAAUUCAUCUACACCAAUUACAUCCCCACGGAGUUUCUAAUUAACGGCAUCGUUUCCGGUCUGCUGACGGUGAUCAACGUUAUUUGCAUCUUCAUUACCGCCAUCAUCGUGCUGAAGAUAAAGGAGGUAGCCGCACCGUACACCUCCAGCCCGGAUUUGCGCCGAUUCUGGGAAACGGACAUUCGCACGGCCCGUACAGCGAACCGUACGACGAUUCGUCGAAACCGUGGCGGUGAAGCGGACAUUAUGUCGACUUACGCCGAGCUGGAAAAUGACCCGAAGGCACGGAAUCUGGAGAAUGCACUCGAGCAGGCCCUGAAGGAAGCCGUCGACGAUGACACCUAUCGAAAGGUCAAGCGGAUGAGCUAUUCCAGCAAUGCGGCCGGCGAGAUUGCCGAGCGUCUGUUCGGCGGUUCCGGUUCCGGGACGGCGGGAGUGUCUAACAAUGGGGGCCAAAUUGGAAAUCCCAUGGCAACGGGCGUUGGCUCGAGCACGAAGACGACGGCCGAUUUGAAGCUGUUGGAGAAACUCGUUACCUCGCUGCUGGAAACGCACGGCAACAGUUCCGCCACCGAUGGCCGCGCAGAAGGACUUCACCGAAGCGGAUCCGUACUGGGACGCUUCCGUCCGAUGUCACGCUCAUUCCGCUCGACAAGCUCACUGCGAAGACGCAACGAAGCGCCGACCGGUGCUUCCGAUGGCACAGGUGGAGGAGGGCUGGGGGGUGGUGGUGGUGCUCCGGGCGGAGAGGGAACGAUGCCAACUAUUCAGGAAUCUGGCACCGACCGAAACAGUGGCAGCCGCGGACGACGAAAUUCCUGGAACGAUCGGGGUGGCAAUGUGCGGCGGGUGCUGAACUCCAUCGCUAACGCGCCGCACCGGUUCAGCCAGUCGCUGAGUGGCGGCGGACCACUUCAGGAUAACGACGACGAGGAGCGCAGUAAUUUGACGCAGAACAUUCUUUGACGGGGUCGCGACAAAGUUAAUAAGGAUAAUGGGCAUCGCGGAAAAGAAACGGCUCGCUGCUACUGCGAGGGACUUACUUCUUGCCGGAGAAAAAAUGGCCCAUCAGAUUUAGCGUGACAGAUGCGUGAUAGUGCGCAUCUGGGUAGAGGUGUUAAGAAAUUGAGAUAAACUUCACCACUUGCAAUUAUGUUGUAGCAGCAACGUAAUAUUUUUCAAUAAGUUUUUAGUCUCUUCUAUAUAUAAAAAUAUA
Molecule: messenger RNA, 2989 nt
Organism: Anopheles stephensi (Asian malaria mosquito)
Lineage: Eukaryota; Metazoa; Arthropoda; Insecta; Diptera; Culicidae
Exons: 13
Coding region: 517-2739 (740 amino acids)
Source: RefSeq, a predicted model, not a curated record